Messenger RNA from Cladophialophora carrionii CBS 160.54, 1077 nucleotides. RefSeq lists its product as uncharacterized. The coding region runs from base 1 to 1077 and encodes 358 amino acids. The transcript has a single exon. The record is from RefSeq and is a predicted model, not a curated record. Lineage: Eukaryota; Fungi; Ascomycota; Eurotiomycetes; Chaetothyriales; Herpotrichiellaceae. Gene Ontology annotation, molecular function: S-adenosylmethionine-dependent methyltransferase activity.
AUGUCUACGUCCACCACAGAGUCGUCUUCCCCUCCUAUCACAACCAAAGAAAAGACCUUCAGCACGUACAACGUGGAACAAGGCAAACACUACGCGCAAACCCGCCGCGACUACCACCCAAAGGUCUACGAAGCCGUGCUUGACCAUCACACCUCGACGGGCGGCCAGCUCGACACGCUCCUCGACGUGGGCUGCGGUCCGGGCAAUGUCACAGCCAACCUGGCACCGUACUUUGCCCACGCCAUCGGCAUCGACCCCUCCGAGGGCAUGCUCAGCACCGCGCGAGCGACGACGGCCGCGGUCCGCACUUUGCACGGCACAGGCUCGCCCAUCCGGUUCGACCGCGCCACGGCCGAAACCCUCCUCCUACCAGGUGGCACGGCAGCCACCACCACCACCUCGUCGGGCAGCGUCGACCUCAUCACCGCCGCCAACGCCGCCCACUGGUUCGACAUGCCGGGGUUCUGGCGCGCCGCGGCCCGCGUCCUCAAGCCAGGCGGCACGGUCGCCAUCUGGACGAGCGGGCCCGUGCAUGUCCACCCGACGCUGCCCAACGCGCGCGCCAUCGACGCGGCCAUGCUGGACCACAGAGAGAGACAUCUGGCCGAGUACAUCACGCCGGGGAACCUCUUGGUGCUGAACUCGUACAAGGACCUCCCUUUGCCGUGGACGAUUGCGGCAGCGCAGAGAGAUGCGACGCAGGACCAGAGUCGAGAUGGAGAUGGAGAUGGAGAUGCCAACGACGAUGACGACAUGAUCGCGGUGCUCCGCUCAUUCGACAAGGCCACGUUCCGCCGCGUGGAUUGGGAUCCUGCCACGCCAUUCUUCGUCGGCGAGCCCGAAGCCGAUCUCGACACGUUCGAGAGCAUGCUCGGCACGGGGAGCGCCGAGACGAGGUGGCGACAGGCGCAUCCCGAGCUUGUCGGCACCGAGAGGGACGUCGUGAGGAUGUUGAGACGCGAGAUUGAGCGGCUCUUGCACGAGGCCGGGGUCGAAAAGGGCAAGGAGCGCGUCAAGGGCACGGCGAACGGGGCGUUGUUGUUCGUCAAGAAGAAGAAAACGCACGAGGAGGACUGA